Molecule: messenger RNA, 2472 nt
Organism: Thamnophis sirtalis
Lineage: Eukaryota; Metazoa; Chordata; Lepidosauria; Squamata; Natricidae
Source: RefSeq, a predicted model, not a curated record
CAAUAAAGCUAAGCUAAGCUAAUUAUUAUACUUAUUUAUAAUAUGCCACCUUUCAGGAUAACAAUCCCCCAAAGUAUUUUACAAGCCGUUGUAAAGAAAAAUGCUAUAUAUAUUACUUAAUAACAACCUUCACACAAUGCAGUUGCUGUCCUAUGUAGAGAGAAUGAAAUUCAGGAUUUUAUUUUUUGUCAAGUUGAGUAAAACCAUGGGCCAAUACUUUUCUGAAGUAUUAUUUAUUGUUAUUAUUAUUUGUCAAAUUUAUUUGCCGCUUGUCUCACCUUGCAGCUAUUCUGAGAGGCUUCCAAUAAUAAGGCUCACAAUUUUCAUGGAAGAAAAUUAAAAAGGCAUAAAACAACCCAAAGUAGAAUAGAAUAAUAAAGUAAACAAUGACAAACAAACACAACAAGAAUACAUACAUCGGUAGGGUUAUUAAAAAGAAGGAUGAAUUCUUGUCCUGCCUUCAGGUGCUUUGGAGAAUAGCUUGACUCUUUCUUCUUUGGGGGAAUGCCUGAGAUGUUUUGGAUAUUGCUAUCAUGUCACCUCUAGUUAACUUCUGUUCAUUAAAUUAGACAUACCCAAUUCCAGCAAGCUUUCUUUAUAUGUUUUUGCCUCAGGUCUCCUAAUCAUCUUUGUGGCUUUUCUCUGUUUCUAGAAUCGCAACAUCUUUUUGACAUUGUGGAGACCAAAACUGAGCACAGGGAAUCAUGAUCCAGGGAAAGGCACAACUGGUGCACAAACCAGAGUUAAGCAAAAGCUCUCCUAGUCAUGCCUGCCUCUUCAAGCAGGACACUUGAGUCCAGAAGAACCCCUAGGUCGCAAACUGGGUCUGAACAGGAUAGUGCAAACCCAUCCAGAACUAAGGAUGACAAACAUUCAGAUCCUAAGGCUCCAUGCACCCAAAGCCACUCAGUUUUGCUUGGGUUCAGUCUAAGUCUGUUGUCCUUAAUCUAGAUCCCUAGAGCAUUCAUACAUCAUGAGAAGACAGACAGUAUCACUCAGAUUGACAUGCGCGGAGAUGGUUUUAUGUAGAUGUUAAACCAAGCCCUGACUUAAUCCAUUCACAACAAUCCUUUUGGAUCACAGUGCUCAAAAUAAAACAUCUAACUCAGGCAGCAGAUGUCUCUGAAAAGGAGAAAACUAUUUUGCAUACAUGAUGCCCUGUGCUUAAAAAGUGUGUCAAACAUCUUAUUUGUGUGAUUACUUUUAUUAGGUAUUUUUGUGAUGGGGUUGGGUUGCUAUAUACUUCAUCUGAUAGCAGACUCACUCUCCAAGUGACAGUGUAAGUAUUUUAAGGUGCUACUGAAAAUAGAAUACUUGGCAACAUGUAAGAUUAUUUAAGUUCUUGAAUCUGUUAUAAAUCUGAGGUUUAACAUUAAUUUUAUGUGAUUUUCUGUUUCUUUUCCUUUCUUUCCUGAUGUCCCUCAGGACAUUCAUUUAUCCAUUCUUCCAAAGAGGCAAACCUUUCCCAAUGAAGAUAAUGUUUUGUGGUACACUGUUCUGCAUCUAUAAUGGCUUCCUUCAAGGUUACUACAUGAUUUAUUGUGCUGAAUAUCCUGAUGAUUGGUGUAAAGACAUACGAUUUUUGUCAGGUCUUUUGCUGUUUUUGUCUGGCAUGGGAAUUAAUAUCUACAGUGAUUUUCUUCUACGUCAGCUAAGAAAGCCUGGAGAGUUCACUUACAAAAUUCCACAAGGAGGAUUGUUUGCAUAUGUUUCAGGAGCAAAUUUUCUUGGAGAAAUCCUGGAAUGGUUCGGGUAUGCUAUAGCAUCCUGGUCUCUACCUGCUUUAGCCUUUGCAUUUUUUACACUCUCCUGCAUUGGACCACGUGCUUAUCAUCACCAUAGGUAUUAUCUGAAGACAUUCACAGCCUAUCCAAAAUCAAGAAAAGCCUUGAUUCCUUUUAUAUUUUGAAGAACAGUUAUCCGAAUGGAUGGGUGUUAUCUGUUCUUUAUUGUUUACAUAUUUUUUUUAUUGUUGUUAAGUAUAACGUAUUAAAGACCCUUGAAUAAUUUCAUUUUGUGUAUAGAAUCCCUCUGGCUCUUAAAAGCAUGAAGAAUAGUCAGCAAAUAAUGAUCUCCUACUUGCAUUUCACAGGUUGGCAACUAGUGCUGCUUGUCUGAGAAAUUGGACGGUUGUCACUAUCUACUUUUCACAGAAAGUGAAAAUUAAGAAAAAAUCAGUUAAGGGGGAAAAGGGGCUUGUUAGCUAUAAGUUUAUUGCUCUAUUUCUUUGUUCUUUCUCAUAAAGACAAAGAAAACAUUCUAUAAAAAGUGAUACUCAGUUUCAAGCUAAGUAUAUAAAUGCAUCUUUCGUAUUUUUUCAAAUGAGUUAUGGUUGUAUAUAAUUAUUAUCAAAAAUGAAAUGUAACUCGCUCAGUUAUUUUAACAGGUAAUUUAACUGGUAAUCGUGUUUUUAUAAGUGUGAUCCAUGAGCUGAAUAUGACAUCAAAUAAAAAUCAGAUCUUUUGCAUGAAA